Messenger RNA from Dunckerocampus dactyliophorus (ringed pipefish), 566 nucleotides. Its product is annotated as type-2 ice-structuring protein-like. Lineage: Eukaryota; Metazoa; Chordata; Actinopteri; Syngnathiformes; Syngnathidae. The transcript is spliced from 7 exons. The record is from RefSeq and is a predicted model, not a curated record. Bases 38 to 550 code for a protein of 170 amino acids.
ACAAAAGCACUGUCGUCGUUUGCAGCCUCGAGGAAAGAUGGCGUUGGCAUGUCGUGUGUUGUCCCUCCUUUGUGGGAUCAGUGGACUGAUAACUGGAGCUCGGUCUGAACUUGGAGCCUCACGUAAUCAGUGUCCUGAAGGCUGGACCCGGUUGGACAAUCGUUGCUUCAUCAUCCGUAAUGCGAUACUUACUUUUGCCGAAGCAGAGGAAAACUGCAAAAGCCUUGGUGGGAAUUUGGCCUCCAUCCACAGUCCCGUGGAACAAGCACUCAUUGAUGGGCUCACUGAGGUGCUGCUCGAGCCGGACAUUAGCGGAGACUUCUGGAUUGGACUCAGUUUUUCCCUACAGGAGCAAACCUUCGUUUGGACUGAUGGCUCAGACUUUGAUUUUGACAUCCUUCUCGAGUCAGUCGGCGCUAUCGAUGGCAUUGCACCCUGCUCAGUGUCUGACGGUGAGGCGUGGUUUGAGACAUCUUGCACAGACAGCAACCGCUUUAUUUGUGUCCGAGACGUGUUCCAGUGUGUAUCCAUCUGCAUGCAGGAGGAGUGACACAGUCUUUAAAAAC